AAAAUAUGAUUUAUGUUCGUUUUCAUAGAAGUCUCAAAAAAAACUUCACCUUCGGUUCAGUAUCGCACACAAACUAACACAGCGAAUCCUCCCUCCCAAAUCAAAUCGCCCCUCUCGGAACACACCGCCGCCCUCCUCCUCAGCUUUUCAAAAAGAUACCUUGGUAAUCUUAAAAACCAAAUUGAUUUCUCAGAUAUUGGCCUUCUCUCUAGGAAUGGGUCUUCUCAGCAUCAUUCGGAAAAUCAAAAAGAAGGAAAAGGAAAUGCGAAUUCUUAUGGUUGGGUUGGACAAUUCUGGAAAAACAACUAUCGUUUUGAAGAUUAAUGGGGAGGACACUAGUGUCAUCAGUCCUACUCUUGGUUUCAACAUUAAAACCAUCGCCUAUCAGAAGUACACUUUAAAUAUAUGGGAUGUUGGAGGCCAAAAAACAAUUCGAUCUUACUGGAGAAACUACUUUGAGCAAACUGAUGGUUUAGUUUGGGUGGUUGACAGUUCAGAUCUUAGAAGGUUGGAUGAUUGCAAAAUGGAGCUAGAUAACCUUCUAAAGGAAGAGAGACUAUCUGGAGCAUCCUUACUAAUUCUAGCAAAUAAACAAGAUAUUAAAGGUGCCCUUGCACCCGAAGAAAUAGCUAAGGUGUUGAACUUAGAAACUAUGGAUAAGUCUCGGCAUUGGAUGAUAGUUGGCUGUAGUGCGUACACCGGUGAGGGUUUGCUUGAGGGAUUUGAUUGGCUGGUCCAGGACAUAGCAUCUAGGAUAUACGUGCUCGACUAAUUAUGGUCGUGUCAAUAUCCGUGAAAGGGUUUGAGGUUUAAACUUAGAAUUUAAGAACAUUCUUAAUCCCAAUAUGCUAUCAUCAGAAGACUUCGUUAUGCAUCUCUAAGAUGUUUCACAUGGAAUUUUUCCUUUUCUAUUGAAACAUCUAAUCUAGUCAGUGUACUGAGCUUGUUUAUUUUAAGGUUUUUGUGUGAAUAUGAAGUUGGGGAGUACAAUUUCCAACAAAAAAAAAAGUUGAGGUGUACAAUAAUAUUUAACGAAUGAAACCUUUAGUAAAAAUGGCUUCUCUGUGCCUCUUA
Molecule: messenger RNA, 1074 nt
Organism: Vicia villosa (hairy vetch)
Lineage: Eukaryota; Viridiplantae; Streptophyta; Magnoliopsida; Fabales; Fabaceae
Product: ADP-ribosylation factor-like protein 2
Exons: 6
Coding region: 215-772 (185 amino acids)
Biological process (GO): protein folding
Cellular component (GO): cytoplasm; microtubule cytoskeleton
Molecular function (GO): GTPase activity; GTP binding
Source: RefSeq, a predicted model, not a curated record